This is a messenger RNA of Corythoichthys intestinalis (scribbled pipefish), 9269 nucleotides long. It is a transcript of the gene pcdh17, whose product is annotated as protocadherin 17. The transcript is spliced from 5 exons. Gene Ontology annotation, biological process: homophilic cell-cell adhesion. Lineage: Eukaryota; Metazoa; Chordata; Actinopteri; Syngnathiformes; Syngnathidae. Gene Ontology annotation, molecular function: calcium ion binding. The record is from RefSeq and is a predicted model, not a curated record. Bases 848 to 4267 code for a protein of 1139 amino acids. Gene Ontology annotation, cellular component: plasma membrane.
ACUAGGAAGCGCGCUUGUAUUCAGAACCCGUCCAAACGUGAACAACAUACUUUGAAAGAGCGUGCUUUUCACAGCCGGUAAGUCAUCGGUUUUAUUGGAAGUUGAUGUAGAAUACAGACGAACUGUUGCCUCCCCGCUCUCUCGCACUUUGGAUGAGGUCGCCGGGCAAGGACACCGCGCAGCUUCUGCUGAUUUGGACCGAGGAGGACCAACUGACCAUUUGCCCCUUUUCAAACGUUUAGUUUGGAUCUUACCUUGCCGCUCUUCUGGAUGUCCAUCCCAUAUUGAACGCGGAUGAACACGGAUAGCAGAAAGCAGGCUCUGCAUCCUAAUCACACAGCAGAGCGCACUUCAGCUCAUUGACAUUACGGUCAGACUUUUCUGAAGCCAUUUUAAUUUAUUUAUUUACACUGCGGUGCAUUGGAAAGAAAGGGCAUACACCUUUAAGUUAUUCUUUAAGGGUUCAAACUCACCCAAACCCAUUUGGAAACUGACUUUGGAUCUACAUUUUUAUUAUGUUGUGGAUUUUUAUAUCCAAUCAUAUAGGUGGUAUGGAUAUUUGUACAAAAUGAAUAUUCUAUUUGGACAGUGGAUCAUGAUUAUUGCUCAGAUGAGUUGGAGUGCUCCGCAGAAUAUGAAUUAGGCGUUCAGUGCCACAGAUUGCGGGGGAGACAGAAGAGGAGCGCAACCGAACAAACUAAGUCCACCAAGACAAAUGUCAAGACCUCACAUGAUGAAUAGGACUCUUCAUUUGAUCCGAAGUAAUAAUAUCCAGAUCUAACAUAAUAUCAACAGGUCAAAGGCAGCGCAGGAUAACACACCUUUUUGCCAUUACUACGGAGUGGGGAUGUAUCUUUCUAUUUUCUUUUUCCUCCUAAUAUGGGCUCAAGCCCUGACAUUGAAAAACUUGAAUUACUCUGUCCCAGAAGAACAAGGUCCAGGAACAGUAAUUGGAAACAUUGCCAAAGAUGCCAGACUGGGAUUGGAACAGAUUGGGCAGGGAGGACAAGGAAAGAAAGCCAACUUUAGGGUGUUGGAGAAUUCAGCACCACAUCUUAUUGAUGUUGACCCCCAGAGUGGACUUCUCUAUACAAAGCAACGCAUUGACCGAGAAACAUUGUGUAAGAGAAAUCUCAAGUGCCAGCUUUCCAUGGAAGUGUUUGCCAAUGACAAGGAGAUCUGCAUGAUUAAAAUUGACAUCCAAGACAUUAAUGACAACUCGCCUGUUUUCCCUUCAGAUCAAAUUGAUAUUGACAUAUCUGAAAAUGCAGUUCCGGGGACACGCUUCCCUUUGACCAGCGCUCACGAUCCAGAUGCAGGGGAAAAUGGUCUUAAAACCUAUCAGAUAACACGUGAUGACUACAAUCUAUUUUCCUUGGAGGUAAAAUCACGUGGGGAUGGAACAAAAUUCCCAGAAUUGGUUAUUCAAAGACCUCUUGACCGGGAAGAAAGAAACCACCACACACUUAUAUUAUCUGCCACUGAUGGUGGGGAGUAUCCUCGGUCUGGUACCAUGCAGAUAAAUGUCAAAGUUAUUGAUUCCAAUGACAACAGCCCUGCGUUUGACCAGCCAGCUUAUGUUGUUGAAAUUCCUGAAAAUGCACCUCCUGGUAAAGUCUUGAUUGAUUUAAAUGCCACGGAUCCUGAUGAGGGCAACAAUGGACAAGUAGUCUAUUCUUUUAGUGGCUAUGCCCCAGAGAGAAUCCGGGAGCUGUUUUCAAUAGAUCCUAGAACAGGGGUUAUAAAGAUUCAGGGCGAAAUAGAUUAUGAGGAGAGUCCAGUUAUUGAGAUUGACGUCCAGGCAAAAGACCUUGGACCCAAUCCGAUCCCGGGCCAUUGUAAAGUCACUGUUAAAGUGCAAGACCGUAAUGAUAACUGGCCCUCUAUUGGCUUUGUGUCCGUACGACAGGGAGCCAUCAGUGAAGCAGCACCUCCAGGCACUGUUAUUGCACUGGUUCGUGUCACUGACAAGGACUCCGGCAGGAAUGGGCAGCUUCAAUGCAGAGUGCUGGGUAAUGUUCCCUUUAAGCUGGAGGAGAACUAUGAUAACUUCUACACAGUGGUGACAGACAGACCACUGGACAGAGAGGCACAAGAUGAGUAUAAUGUCACCAUCGUGGCCAAAGACAAUGGCAUUCCACCUCUAAACUCAACCAAAUCAUUCACUGUAAAAAUUCUGGAUGAAAAUGACAAUGUCCCUCGCUUUACCAAGUCAGUUUACCUUCUCCAAAUACCAGAGAACAACAUUCCAGGGGAGUUUUUGGGUUCAGUUCUUGCUCAUGAUCCAGAUUUAGGCCAGAAUGGCACAGUUUACUAUAGCAUUAUUAAUUCCAAUGUGAGUGGCGGUGAUGUCAAUACUUUUGUAAAUGUGAAUGCAGCCAACGGAGCCAUAUAUGCAGUAAGGUCGUUUAACUAUGAGCAAAUAAAAUAUUUUGAUUUCAAAGUUCUUGCCCGAGAUGCUGGCUCGCCACACCUAGAAAGCAACGCUACAGUGCGCAUCAGUGUUCUGGAUGUCAAUGAUAACAUACCUGUCAUCGUGCUACCCCUUCUACAAAAUGACACUGCUGAAAUCCACGUACCAAGGAAUGUUGGUGUUGGCUACAUUGUCACAACAGUGAGAGCAGUGGAUAAUGACUAUGGUGAAAGCGGGAGGCUUACGUAUGAGAUCUCUGAUGGGAAUGAAGAGCGUCUUUUUGAUAUAGAUCCAGUGACUGGCGAAGUGCGAACAUCUCACCCUUUCUGGGAUAAUGUGAACCCAAUUGUUGAGCUGAUCAUCCGUGUAUCGGACCAUGGCAAGCCAACCCUCACUGCUGCUGCUAGGCUCAUCAUUAAGGCCUCCAAUGGACAUCCUGCUGAUGGACUGCUGCAUGUGGACGACCAUCAGAACUGGGAUAUGUCACUGCCUCUCAUCGUAACUCUUAGUAUAAUAUCAAUCAUGCUUUUGGCUGCCAUGGUCACCAUAGCGGUCAAGUGCAAGAGGGAGAAUAAGGAGAUACGAACCUAUAACUGUCGCAUUGCAGAAUAUUCACAUCCACAGCUGGGGAAAGGCAAGAAAAAGAAGAUUAACAAGAACGACAUCAUGCUGGUGCAGAGCGAGGUGGAGGAGCGGGAUGCCAUGAAUGUGAUGAAUGUGGUAAGCAGUCCUUCCUUGGCCACCUCUCCUAUGUACUUUGACUACCAGACACGCCUGCCACUCAGCUCACCAAGAUCAGAGGUCAUGUACCUUAAGCCCACUUCCAAUAACCUCAGCGUGCCCCAAGGCCACGUGGGAUGCCACACCAGCUUCACAAGCCCAGUCACCAGCACAACAGACACACCUACUAACCGCAUGUCCAUCAUACAGACGGACAGUUUCCCCACUGAGCCUAAUUACAUGGGAAGCAGACAACAGUUUGUUCAAAGUAGUUCAACAUUCAAAGACCCAGAGCGAGCGAGCCUUAGAGACAGUGGCCAUGGUGACAGCGACCAAGCUGACAGUGACCAGGACACUAACAAAGGCUCCUGCUGUGACAUGUCUGCAAAGGAAGCGCUCAAGUUGAAGGCUACAUGUGUUAGACCACCUCCGUUGGAACAAGAUGAGGACUGUUUGAAUUGUACUGAAGAGUGCCGAGUACUGGGUCAUUCUGACCGCUGCUGGAUGCCGCAGUUCCCUGCUGGAGGAAACCAGGCAGAGGGUGUUGAUUACCGCAACAACAUGUUUGUGCCAGCAGGGAUGGAGAGCGUGCCUGAGACAGAAAGCUACGAGACUGUCAACCCCAAUGGCAAAAAAACAUUCUGUACAUUUGGUAAGGAGCGCCGUGAUCACACCAUCCUCAUAGCAAAUGUCAAACCUUAUUUAAAGGCAAAACGAGCCCUCAGCCCAUUGCUCCAAGAGGUUCCCUCAGCACCAGACAGUCCAGUCAAGGGCUGUUCCACCACAUGUUCUUCAGUAAAGAGUCCGGCUGAUGGCGCUGAAGGCAAGCCUCCUCUUGCCACCUGUUCUGGCUACUAUGGACCUCCUGACGGCCAAUACCUCUCACCCACCAAACAAAACAGGGAGCAUGGGGUGUACCCGCUGUUGCCUCCUUCAGACCCAGUGGCCAAGGUACUUGCCGAGGCCCGCUCCAGAAUCAGUCAAGAGACCAGAGGAGAAAUGGAGUGUGUGCUGGAACAGGUGGAGCCUGAUUUGAGCCGUGAUGGAAUGGAUGCAGACCAGGUGGUAAGAGACAUUGACAAGCUUUUGCAGGACUGCAGAGGAAGUGAGGCUACUGGCACACUGAGGAAGUGAUUAAAAAAAAAAAAAUGAACAAAAUCAAGAUGUUGAGUUUGGAUUCAGAAACUUUUCCAAAAACUCAAGCCAAACUGUCACCAAAAGUAAUACAAACAUGUCUCUUUUGAUGGAGCUUUUCUCACGGUAUAAAAGACUACCAACACUGAGCUGACUAUGACAAUUUUCGUUAAGAAUCAUUUGGCAAAGGUUCAAAUGAGAAAAUCCCAACCAAGAAAAAAAUACACUGGGACAUCUGAAAUUUGAUGAAUUUAUAUGUUACUUGUGUUUUGGAUUUUCAAGAAAGAGCAGAGGAUAGAGCCUCUGGCACCUCGCAAGAUAUUAUCCAAGUGCCCACCAGCUCAUUAGUUUGUUUUUCAGAGUCUUUCGUGAAAUCCUACACAGUUGUAGGUGCAUUUGUUAUAAGUGUGAUGGCCAUAGAAGAUGGAAAAAAGAAUGGACUUUAACAUGACAAUCUGUGAUGACUGACAAAUGGAUUCUAUUGGGACAAUAACCGGCCAAAAUACAGAAAAAAAAACUUUAUGUUUGGUGAUUUUAAUGUGGGUGUUUAAUGUGAUGGAUUAUGUGUGUGAACCUGAAGGGAUUGGUAAUCAGGGCUUUGAUCAAAAGAUUGUGAUCUUUUCGGACUGGUUAGGAUUAUAGGGGACUAAUGCUCCACUGAACCAGAAUUUGAUGUAACCAUAUUUUUCAAUCACCAUUUGUAGCCAUGUGUAAGAUGUGUCUGUCUUCAUGCUUCUAUUCAAACAUUUAUGAUGCUGACCAGUGUCAUCGCACUUCUACACGUGCACAACACGCACAAGCACUGACACCCUGCACUACACACCUGAAAGCAUACACAUUACUGGCCACUUGUGUAGUUGUUGUAUACAUUUACAUCAUAAGCUUUCAGUCCUUUGUGUACAGUGAAUUUCCAUGUGUGUGGCAAUGCCUUAAGGCAAUCACAAGUUGUAUAAAAAGGGACAUUUUUCAUCAACUGUGAAAAAAUAUUGUCUAUAUGAUUAUAUAGAUGCCUACAUGUAAGAUUUCAUGUAAUAUGUCCAAAUAUUAACAAAAUAUUUAUACAUUUUUAUGUUUAAAAAGAAAUGAAGAAUCUUUGCAAAAAGUGUCCUUUAGUUAAGGCCAAGUGUGGGAAAAGAACGACAAAGGACACUGCCUCUUUUUUGAUGACAAAUAUUAAAAAAUGUCCCUUCACAUUAUCACUAUACAUACUAUCAUUCUAUGUAUAAAUGUAUUCGAUUUAGAUGUGUCAACAUCAAAAAAGACAUUUUUAUUCAUUUCAUUACUAUUUCUGUGUAUUGAGCCAAAUUGUUGUGUACAAAAGCUAUAUUGUGUAUUUUAUUAAAUUAAUAUAUAGUUGUGUUGCAAUAUACAUGGGCUUAUAUUGUAUUUGGCAAACGUUGCCUUAGUAGCUGUCAAACUCUGUGAGUUUGCUUUAGUUUGGGUUUUUGUUGGUGUUUUGUUUUGUUUUCCUCCCUUAUUCUGCAUCUUUGCCAAGUGGCUUCAGUGCUUUUGAGAUGUUUUUUUUUUUUUUUUCCUGAGAUUCAGCUGGAUCCAACACAAUAAUUUUUGAAAGCUUAAUGAGCCAGCUAGCUGAUUUACAACGCAACUCAAAACCACCAAGAACAACAACAGAAAAAUGCAAAGACCACAAUAUAACUAUUAGGGUAUUUUCACUGAGCCAAUAUUUACAGGGCAGCUAUAUUCUUUAACAGGAGUUAAUAUGCAUAUGUUUGUGUUUAUCUUUUUUACUUUGAACACGCCCCCAAAACACAAACAAAAACAGCCAUAUGGAAAAUAGAGCGAAUUUUCUUGGUGAUUAUCAAACUGCCUUACUGUCUCUACUGAGAGCAUACAUUAUCUGUGGAGCUUAUGAGACCCCGGUUCACCAGAAUGUGCAUUUUUAAUAAAGGACCAAAGGAGGUGUCCCUUCUGCAGUCCCUGUUAUCUAUCAAUGUCCACCUUCUCAUCACAUGCUAGAAUUCUCCUAGAAAAUGGACAUCUGAAAUUCUAUCUGCUAUGAACUUGAUGUCUUAGCUAUUUAGGUAUACCCUAGUAUAUUCACAUUGAGGCUUUCUUAAAAUAUUUACACAGACAUUUAUUUUUUCAAAUUUUGGCAAGUUUUAGCCACUGUGAAAUAAUAUUGGGAGGUGCUUUUUCUAAUGUUCCUCAAAAGUAAAACAUGCCCAGCUGCUGGCAUGCAUUUUUACCACAAAACCAUGUAUGAUGCACCCAUGAGAGGGAACAGUGGCUUACUGUAUAUAUUUAUUUAGCUCCUAGUGUGUUUUAAUCGGGAAAGUAUAAUGUGAGUUUUAACAGCAAGAAAAAUUACAUUCCAUCCUGCAUGACUAACCAUGUCAAGUUAUUUCUCUUCAUUUGUCACAUUUUUAAUGAAGUUACUGGUUUGACAUACAGUAUCCUCUGCCUUCCUCAUGCUAUUUUUUUCUGUUUUGUCUGCUUAUUUAGUGCUAUUGUGUGUAUUUUUGUACCAAUUUCAUUCACACUCUCUAAAAAGUGUUUGAUUAUUAUUAUUAUUUUUUUUUUUUAAUCUGACCGGCCGAUAUAAAAAAAUCUUUAUUUAAAACUGGGUUAUUUCGGCUCAGAUAUAGCCACGCCUCUCUCUCCUGCCUCCUGUCUUCUGCACUAAUAUUCACCCUGUCUUCUGAUUGGUUAAAUGGUAAGGAUAAAUGGAGAUACACUUAUAUUACGCCUUUCCAUCUUUUUAUGCCAUCAAAGCGCUUUGCGCUAUAUCCUCAUCUACCUACUGGUGACACAGGCAGUACCAGGAGUAACGUGGGGUUUUGUGUCUUGCUCAAGGAUACUUAGAUGAGGUCACAAGAACUAUUUAUUUAACCUUCAACUUUAUAAAACGUUUCUGUGUCUAGGAAAUUCAGGCAUUUCUGGAACUAUUAUUUUCUAUUUGUGUGAUUCAAUAAACAUGCUUUAGUCAUUUCAAUGAAAUUCAGUGUUUGCAUGAUUAAACAUUUUUUACGCCAACUUUACCCUUUUACUGCAAAUGAUUAUCUGCUCCGAAAAUCUAUUACCGACCCCUCUAACUACUAAUAAUCAGUAUCGGUCUUAAAAAAAAACAUAUCGGUCGAUCUCUAUUUUUAUUUUAUUUUUUGUCUUGUUUCCCUCAGUGACCCGAGUGUCUCAGCUUAGUGUAGCAGUGUGUGGGACUAGUAGGCCUGUCACGAUAAUUACUUGAUCAUUUAAUGAUCAUAUAUGAAAAAUGGCCUAUAAUUUUGAUUUUCAGGGAGCGAUAGCUACACAUCAUUCGAGUUAUUCUAGCUUUCCCUUGUCACAGUGGUGCAGCUGGUAGAGUGGGUCAUCCUUUGAUCGAAGGCUCGGGAGUUUUAAUAUGACUCCCCUUUUAAAAAACCCCAUGGGUCUGGCAGCACCUUGCAUGGCAGCAGCACCCCACUGGUGUGUGAAUGUGUGCAUGAAUUUGAACACAUGCAAAGCAUUUUGUGACAUCUGUCAGUGAAAGGUGUGAUAUAAGUAAAGUUGCUUUGCAUUUCUGUGAACAAACUAGCUCUCUGAUGAGGGUGGGACUCACUUAAAUAUACCCACAAACAGUGUGGAGAAUAGUGGUGUAUGAUUCUGCAUAUUUUGGCAUCGAGCCAGUCCAGGUAAUGAGUGCCACUAUUGCUGGUACAAAUAUAAUACACGUACUGUUAAAUAUUUAAGGCAUAUUGCUAAUUGUAUCACUAAAUCUAAUUUUUCAUUUCCUUCUAGUGUUUCUGUGAUAAGUAAUAUAAUGUAAUGUUAUAAUAUGCCAGCAGGAGAAAAAUCAACGAUUGGAUCGUUUAUCACAACAGUUUCUGGAAAAAAAAAAAAAUCCUACAUACAAGUACCACGAGUGGUACAUGGGCUCCCUCCACGUACUUGGAGAGUAAAGUAUAUUUUUAGUUGGUCUUUGGUACUAUGACUACUAAUUUUUAAAACCACAGGACUUGGCUUAAGUGGAAAAUAUUUAAGGAUUUUAAAAUGGGUAGUUUGUGUUGCCUCUCUUGAAAAAUAAUGUUAGCCUGACAUUUGCAUUAUAUACACAGUAGAGAGAGUUCUAAUGAGCUGUUCAAAAUACAUCCGCCCACAGAAGCCAACUCUUGUUCAAAACACUGCCUUUCAUUUAAAUGCAAAGGCCCUUAAAGUUAAACUAAAGGGUGAAAUGGAGGGCAAAUCACUACCUAGAUAGUUGUGACACUUCUUGUCAACUAGUGUUAUUUAAUUUUAUGUCAUUGUGUCCCAUUGUCAUGCAGGAUCAAACAUUCUUUACACCACAUCAAGCUUCUUUGUUUCCAUAUAAAGUUAAAAUAAACACCUCUUUUCUUGCUGAUAAGCAUACUCUACUGUAUAUUGAAUGCUACAAUCUGAAUUCAAACAGUGUCUACACUUGUUUUACUUGUAAGUCUUCUUUUGGAAAAUAUUAAGUUUUACUGCCACAGCUGAGUGCUGUCCCCUCUAACGGUGUUUCCCUGACCCAGCGACUGUCUGUUGGUGUGUAAACUUCAGGUUAGAAAGUAGCUGGUUCUUGUAUAUGGAAGGAACUCUAAAGCCAUGACUCCUCUCCCAGUCUAUUUACUGUCCAAUAGCGCAAGGUCUGAUACUGACGUCACCACAUAUAGAUACUGGAGCACAAAACGAGGCCUCCGAGAUUGCGGUAUGUUAUCAUUCCAAGAUGGAGAAGUAUUUCAUAAAUCUGCAAUGGGUUUUUUCAGUACAUUGUUCGGUUUUACCAGAUUAUUAGGGCAAGGUCUUGUAAUAUGUGGCUCAACCCCAUUGUCUCACUAAUGGCGCUGCAAGUACAAACACACCUACAACAGGCUGCUUUGGUCAGUGCAGCAAACAUCUUGUGUUUGUCGGUGUCAUCUUUCCCCCUCCCUUAAAACCUGUACUGCACAGUAUAUUGCUCCACGCUACAACAGGCAACUUGUGAAGAACAGAUAAAUCCAAAUGGAUUAUUUAAACUGCUAUUGUCUAAAGGCUUUGUUCAUUGUGGAAA